This is a messenger RNA of Adineta ricciae, 1002 nucleotides long. Lineage: Eukaryota; Metazoa; Rotifera; Eurotatoria; Adinetida; Adinetidae. The record is from the annotation of a GenBank genome assembly.
AUGAAACGACAUUCAAUUGAACACAAUUUUACAUUUCCGCUAGCAAGAAAUUUCAAACGAUUACGAGAUUAUUCUUCGAAACAUGAUUGGACAUUAGAAUAUAAAAGAAAAUUAAAGAAAAGUUAUCAUCGGAAAGAAGAAGACAAAGACGAAGAACAGCAGCAACAACAACAAUACCAUUGCUAUGUCUAUUUGAAAUUCUUUCCAUCAACAUUAAAAUGUUCAAUUGAUGUCAUUGUUAAAAGUACCGAACUAUCAUUAAAUGAUUCCGAUGAUCAAGAUGCAAUUUUAAUUGGCAAAACACGAAUAGCAAAACCGAUAAAAUCAGGCGUUGUUCGUGUUCGUUUAGUUUCCUCGUUAUUCAGUGCUGACGCCGAUGUUCAUGAAGAUAUAUCUCUAAUUAAGCUUGAAACAAUUGCUUCACAGACAUUUCAUCAUCAUUUCGAUAAGCAAUUUGCCCUUGUUUUAAAGAAUAAUCGAAUUGGUCCGGGUGUGAUUGGAAAAUUAUUUGUUGAAUCCUUAGAUCCAUCGAACGGUUCUUAUACAAAUAACCCACCGAUAUUUGAACUGAAUCUUAAUUUAGCAAAUGAACAUGAAAUUUUCUCUACUGCAUCCAAUCAGAAAAUUCAACAAAAUUUCACGUUGGAAUGUGGUUGUAUUCUUACAUCUGAUCAAUCUCGUUUGUCAAUUAGCGAUAAAUGCAAUUUAUCGCUAAAAGACAUGAAAGUAAUUCAUCGAUUAGCUGAGCCACUUCGCUGUUUGUGGAAAACAAUUGGUCGAGAAUUAUCACCAUGUUUCAAUGAAAAUGAUCUAAAUGAUAUCAGUCAAAGAUAUUAUCUGAGUGAUGGAAACCAUGAAUGUGCUUAUCAACUACUACGAGAAUGGUAUAUACGUGAACCAUAUCAAGCAAAUAUUCGUUGUUUAUUAACUCGAAUGAAACUUCCUUUCGAUUUAAUUGAAAUCAUUCACAAUGAUGUUGUUAGGACAUUUCUUUCCUCGUAA